This is a messenger RNA of Drosophila gunungcola (fruit fly), 1076 nucleotides long. RefSeq names its product uroporphyrinogen-III synthase (gene Uros2). Gene Ontology annotation, biological process: uroporphyrinogen III biosynthetic process. The record is from RefSeq and is a predicted model, not a curated record. NCBI's taxonomy places the organism in Eukaryota, Metazoa, Arthropoda, Insecta, Diptera, Drosophilidae. Gene Ontology annotation, molecular function: uroporphyrinogen-III synthase activity. The transcript has a single exon. The coding region runs from base 160 to 921 and encodes 253 amino acids.
CUUAUUCUAAUCAUCUAGCCACUUUUUAAAACAACUUUUCCUAAUAAGCGCGGAGAACUUUUUCAAGUAUUGUCUGUUCAAUUCCGUACGUAAAAAUCGAUCGCAACAAACAAAAAAUAAAUUUUCCAUAUUAUUAUCCGAAUAAAUUAUAUUUUUAUUAUGGGAGAGCGUAAAAAGCGUCCAGUUAUCUUGCUGAAAGUCCCAUCUUCCGAUGAUUUUUACGGACCGGCAUUACGCAACCAUAAUCUGGAUCCCAUUUUCAUUACUCCCUCGCAUUUUGUGUUUAAGAAUCUAAAGCAGUUGCACGCGAAGCUGCAGGAGCCCCAUAGAUAUGCGGGAAUUAUAUUUGCCGCUCCCCGAUGCGUACAGGCGGUGAACGAGGCUCUCGACAAGACGCCUCUGCCCAGUUGCUGGCGACCCUUGCACAAUUACGCUCUGGGGAAGAACACCCACAGCUCCGCUUGGUUCACAUUGCAGAAUCUGCGGACUUUGGGCGAUCACGCAGUGAAUGCAAACAAUUUGUGCGACUUGAUCGUGGAGACUUUCGGACCCAAGAGGGAUCUUCCGCUGCUAAUGCCCUGUGGCAAUGGCGUUGGUCACACACUGCGACUGCGGCUAGUGGCCCAGGGGUUCCGGGUGGACGCCUGCGAGGUUUACGAGAGUCGGUCGCAUCCAGAGUUUGUCAAUCAGAUGCGCCAUGCACUCAAGUUUAAACGAAUGGAGACGUUGGUCUUCUUUGGACCAUCCAGCGUACGAAGUGCCUUGGAGUUCUUUGAAAGUUUUAAGGUAUCGCUCAAGGAUCGAAAGUUGAUAGCCGUUGGCAGUGGAACCGGAAAGGCAAUGGAGGAUGCCGGCAUCCAGGCAGAUGCCGUUCUUGAUCCUGCUGAUGUGGACGGCCUGAUUAGGGUUAUCAAAUCCUAGAAGAGGAAUAUUCCGAGUUAUUUUUAUUUGUUUUUACUUUUGGUAACCUUUCAAAAUCUGUUUAGUGGUUAAUGUUCUUAAUGGAAGCAAUGCCAUGCAGAGUUUAAGCUGGAAUUCCAUUUGAACGAAUAAAAUACGAAAUUCAUUUUAAAUAA